AUGGAGGCGAGUAAACUGAACUCUAAUGUAAAUAAUUUGAGGGAGGAGCUAAUGGCCUUCUCAUUUGUGGAAGCAGUAGCUGUUCAAACCCUUUUGGCUGCUCAAAAAUCUCUGGCCUGCCUUCUGAUAGAAUCUCUGUUGAACAAUGUUGAUGGAGUACCAAACUUGAUUGAGAAAAGGUUUCCCUUGAAUGAUCUUCGUAGAAUGGAAAAGCCUGGACCCGAAAAUAAAGACGGAAGUGAUACAGAGGAUGAUGAUGAAGAAGAUGAUGGUGAAGAUGCCGAUGAGCAAGUAGACGACGAUGAUGGUGAUGAAGACUUCUCAGGUGGUGAAGAAGGGGGAGACGAUGAAGAAGAAGGGGAUCCCGAGGGUAAUCCUGAGGCUAAUGGAAAUGAUGGGAGUGACAACGAAGAUGAUGAUGGUGAUGAGGAUGAGGAUGAGGAUGAGGAUGGGGAGGAUGAAGAGGAGGAGGAGGAGGAGGAGGAUCAACCACCAGCUAAAAAGAAGAAGUGA
Fraxinus pennsylvanica is the source of this 513-nucleotide messenger RNA. NCBI's taxonomy places the organism in Eukaryota, Viridiplantae, Streptophyta, Magnoliopsida, Lamiales, Oleaceae. The record is from the annotation of a GenBank genome assembly.